UUUGAAAUAAAAGCAUCAGUUCUUUACAAUAAUGAUUUUAUCAGAUCUUACGAAUCUUAUAGUCGGAAUGUAUCAUUAAUUAGAAAUAAACGAGAUCUAGAUGAAUGUAGUUACAAUGAAUAUGAAUGUAAGGACGGGUCAUGUGUUAGAGCUAAUAGCGAUUGCGAUGGUGUCUACGACUGUGUUGACGGCAGUGAUGAGUCCUUCUCAAUUUGUAGGAAUAGAAAAUGCCGUGCCAAUCAGUUUCGCUGCAACUACGGCGCUUGUAUAGAUAGAUACAAUGAUGUUUGUAACAAAAGAGUUGACUGCGUUGAUGGUUCUGAUGAAUUAACUGAGAAAUGUACUGGAAUUAAAUUAACAGACGGUGAUAACUUUAUAUGUCGUAACGGACAGUUAAUACCAAAGAAGGGGCGUUGCGAUGGUGUCAAUGAUUGUGCGGAUGGCACAGACGAGAAUAUAGCCGCCUGUGUCAAUAUUACUUGUGAUGUAGGACAGUUUGUGUGUGAAUACGGUGGAUGUGUGGAUGGCAAGUCUCUAUGUAAUGGUGUAAGUGUAUACAAUCAGCUUAUUAACAUCACCUACCUGCAGCCAUAAGAGCCUACGCUAAGUUAACUAGGUCAUAGUCAAUGCUGAUCCAGUGAUUUCACACAUAUCUUUGAUAUUUCUUCGCAGAUAUUAUGCAUUAAGGGAACAUAUCCAUACUACGUGACUAAUUUUUUUAGUUUUUUCGACCUCUCCCUCCCCUCGGUGACCACUCGUAAUAUAUUCUAAGACUCCUCCCUCUUUAGUAGAAAAGAAAUAAUUUGGCUCAUACUCUUCUUUAUAGCAUAAGACUGCAUG
Messenger RNA from Papilio xuthus (Asian swallowtail), 840 nucleotides. RefSeq names its product very low-density lipoprotein receptor-like. The transcript has 5 exons. The record is from RefSeq and is a predicted model, not a curated record. The annotation marks the transcript as partial. NCBI's taxonomy places the organism in Eukaryota, Metazoa, Arthropoda, Insecta, Lepidoptera, Papilionidae. Gene Ontology annotation, cellular component: plasma membrane; signaling receptor complex. Gene Ontology annotation, molecular function: protein binding.